Messenger RNA from Exaiptasia diaphana, 832 nucleotides. RefSeq names its product rho-related protein racA. NCBI's taxonomy places the organism in Eukaryota, Metazoa, Cnidaria, Anthozoa, Actiniaria, Aiptasiidae. Gene Ontology annotation, cellular component: cytoplasm. The record is from RefSeq and is a predicted model, not a curated record. Gene Ontology annotation, biological process: proteasome-mediated ubiquitin-dependent protein catabolic process; regulation of proteolysis. Gene Ontology annotation, molecular function: ubiquitin protein ligase binding.
UGUCAGCGCUCUGAGCAAAAAAAAGAAGUCGAGAAGAUUUUGGUUUCAAGGAAUAAGCUUUUUCUCAAACAAUAAACCAGACGAGCCACAGCCGCCUGUUAUGCCUCCUGCAGGUUUAGCUCCCUGGAUAAACGUGACGACUUCUACGUUUGCUGAAGACUGGAAACGCCUACUUACAGAUGACUUAGUCGAGCCUGAUGUUAAAUUUAUCUCUGGAAAUAACACUAUCUUUGGCCAUCAAGUUAUCCUUGCAGCAUCUUCAGUGAUUUUUAAAGAAAUCUUUCUGACACCAAAAAAGAUGAAUAAAGUUCCUAAAAAAUACAGCAGUAUAUUUGAAGAAAUAAAAUGGAUCAACGGAGAUCUGCGGUCAAACAAUUAUACAAACAAUUUAAAUAUAGAAGUCUCUAAUGAUAGUCAUAGCAGAGAGAGUGCGGAAAUUACUCUGAACUCGAGUAUCGACUUUGAAGUUUUCAAUAAAAUCCUUCGAUUCUUUUACACUGGUCUACCAGGAUUUGCUGAAGUUGAAGUUGAAGACUUCGUUCGCGAUGUGAAGGAGACAUCMAAGUUGUUUCAUCUGCCGUGGCUUACACAAGUCUGUGAAAACCGCCUCAAAGAUGAACAGUUUCUUAAUCCAAGCAUUGGGACAUGGCUGAAUGACGAAACAGGGUCCGUUAUGAAGAAUUUGUUUUUAAACAAAUCAAAUUUAAGUGAUGUGCAGUUUAUCGUUGAAGGGAAGACUGUGUACGCUCACAAAGCAGUGUUGAUGGCAAGGUGCGAUGUUAUGGCGGCCAUGUUAGGAGGAAGUUUCAUAGAGAGUAAAAACGCUUCAACG